AUGUCAGGAGCCGGGCGCUUACUAGCCUUUUUGGCAUUCCUCCUUAUAGGUGCAUCGUUUGUUCUUCAGCUUAUCAACUCGAUCCAGGUGCCGUAUAUUAAAGAGCUUGGGUUUCUGGUCAUGCACUUUGACACAAUCGGACUGGAAAGCCCGAGGCUGCUGCGGCUUGGUCUGUGGGGUUAUUAUGCUAUCACCCAGAGUGGGAACAAGAAGACCUCGAAUGCAGCGUUGAACAAUUACGGAGAGAUCACGAAGCAGAUUCGCGAACCAUUUCAACAACACUCGCUCGCUUACAAGGAGCCUAUCGUAAAGAACCUACCCUAUGCACUGGUGCUGCAGCCCAUAGCUGCUGGCUUCACGGGCCUGGCAGCUGGAGCGGCUCUCUUGGCCGUCUGCACAAACUCGUUCCUUUGGGUCCUGGCGGCAUUCUGGGCUCUCGCACUAACAGCAGCUGCACUUAUCAUUGAGCUCAUCCUGUUCAUCAUUGCACGCGAUCGAUUUCGAGACUUGUUUCAAGAGUACUACCAUGAUUCCACACAAUAUGACAUCGAUCUUGACAAGGGCAUCUGGCUUCAAGUGGCUGCGCUGGCCUCUCUUGUUGUCGGUGCGUUCCUGCUGCUCUUUGCAUACACGCAGAGCAAGGCCGAUCAACGAGCUAGAGCGCGCCUGUUGGCGCCGGCCCCAUCACCUGCGCCUAUGAACAACAGAGAUAUGUACACGUAUACAACGCCGACAGAAGCGUACGCGCCUUAUGGACAGGAACCCGACUAUACUAUGGGCGGUGCAGUCCCGUAUCCCAUGCGGUCCGACGAUGCGCGCAAUGUGUAUGAAGAGCCAUACCCAGGUGCCGCGGGUAUUGGCGCCUACGCGCCUGAUCCGUACUCGAGACGAUACUCGAAUGUGUAUGAAGAGAAGGAGCAGCCGCUUCCACCAGAGACACAGCUGCACAUGCCCGAGGACCAAGAGACCAAGGAUCAUCACGAGCAUCGGCGGCGGCACAAGCGGCGGCACAGUCGCGGAUCAGGUCGCCGCCGCAGCGCAGACGCGAGUGCGCGCGAUCGUGCCAAGAGCAGCUCAGAUGUGCCUCUGCGCCGCAGCUUUGAGUACCAGUACGACUUUGACGCGUUCCCUGCGCGUCGCAUGAGUUACCAGUAUGGAGGACCAAAGCAUACGCACCACCAUCAUACGACGUCGCUUGAUCAUCGACUCUCUGGCCCACGUGCCAACUCACGAUCGUAUCUGAGACACUCGCAUCUAUACCCUGAUGACUCUGGUGAGAUGGACUAUGAUAUUAUACCGCGUCGGACGGCGAACGACGAAGCUCGGUGGCGAGCCUUGAGCAAGAAAUUGAACUAUUAA
This is a messenger RNA of Malassezia globosa CBS 7966, 1359 nucleotides long. RefSeq lists its product as uncharacterized. The transcript has a single exon. Lineage: Eukaryota; Fungi; Basidiomycota; Malasseziomycetes; Malasseziales; Malasseziaceae. The record is from RefSeq and is a predicted model, not a curated record. Gene Ontology annotation, cellular component: plasma membrane; growing cell tip; cell division site. The coding region runs from base 1 to 1359 and encodes 452 amino acids.